GACGGAGCGCCGCCGCCCAGCGCAGCGCAGCGGCCAGGCGCAGGAGGGAGGCGCCGCGCGGCCCGGCUCCCCGCGUGCCGCCGCUCGGGGGACAGCGGCCGCCUCCGCGCUCCCGGCCGCUCCGCUCCUCGCCGCUCCUCUGGCCGCCUCAGGGCCUGCAGGCUGUGACACAAACACUGCAUCACGCUGUGCACUAUGUUCAUGACUGACUGAUCAACUCAAGAAGACCCAGCUGGUUUUGUGACUCGGAACCCUGUUUGCGACACGCUGUUGCAUAUUUCGAAGACAACAGUACUGUCCAGAGGAAGAAAUGACCAUGUAGAUUCUACAGCCUGGGUGCUGCAUAAUGGGAAGUGGUGAAUGGAGUGGAGCUGGUCUGCAGCCUUGAAAGCAGCCGUUCUGCGGACCUCUAGUCGGUCAGGGGCACCUUGCACACCAGAGGCAUUCUCCACGUCGCUCACUGGACACAUGCUGGAUUGUUUUUAAUCCUAGGCUGGAAUUCGAGACUUGUCUCCUUCAGUUUUUAAACGAUUUUAAGCUUCUAUCAACUACAACAAGUGGAGCAAUAUAAUCAGUAACCAUGGGUGACAUGACAAAUAGUGAUUUUUAUUCCAAGAACCAAAGAAAUGAGGCCAACCAUGCAGGAGAAUUUGGGUGCACCCUGCAAGAACUGCGCUCCCUCAUGGAACUCCGAGGAACAGAAGCAGUGGUAAAAAUUAAAGAGACAUAUGGGGAAACAGAGGGGCUCUGCAGGCAUCUGAAGACAUCACCAACAGAAGGGUUAGCUGGCACUGCUGCAGAUCUAGAAAAACGAAAGCUUAUUUUUGGAAAAAACUUCAUACCCCCAAAGAAGCCAAAAACGUUCAUACAGCUAGUGUGGGAAGCACUGCAGGAUGUGACUCUUAUAAUCUUGGAAAUUGCAGCCAUCAUAUCCUUGGGGCUUUCGUUUUAUCAGCCACCUGGAGAAGGGAAUGAAGGGUGUGGCACUGCAACAGGAGGAGCUGAAGAUGAAGGUGAGGCUGAAGCUGGCUGGAUUGAAGGUGCUGCCAUCCUGCUGUCUGUUAUCUGUGUUGUACUUGUCACUGCCUUCAAUGACUGGAGCAAGGAGAAGCAGUUUCGUGGGCUUCAAAGUCGUAUUGAGCAGGAACAGAAAUUUACUGUUGUCCGAGGUGGACAGGUUAUCCAAAUCCCAGUGGCAGAGAUAGUAGUUGGUGACAUUGCACAGGUGAAAUAUGGUGAUCUCCUACCUGCCGAUGGGAUAUUUAUUCAAGGAAAUGAUCUUAAAAUUGAUGAAAGUUCUUUGACUGGAGAAUCAGACCAAGUCCGCAAAUCUGUUGACAAAGAUCCAAUGCUACUGUCAGGUACUCACGUCAUGGAAGGCUCUGGACGAAUGCUUGUAACUGCUGUGGGUGUGAAUUCUCAGACAGGCAUCAUCUUUACUCUGUUAGGUGCUGGAGGAGAAGAAGAAGAAAAGAAAGACAAAAAAGAUUCUUCCCAUCCCUCCUCCCACCCUCCUUCAGCAACAGAUGGUGCAGCAGGUGCAAAUGCCACUGAUAAUGCAAAUGCCAGCUUAGUCAAUGGCAAAAUGCAGGAUGGGAAUAUGGAGAACAGCCAGAACAAAGCCAAGCAGCAGGAUGGGGCUGCUGCCAUGGAGAUGCAGCCACUGAAGAGUGCCGAGGGGGGUGAAGGAGAUGACAAAGACAAGAAGAAAUCCAACAUGCACAAGAAAGAAAAGUCUGUCCUUCAGGGAAAGCUGACCAAGCUGGCAGUCCAGAUAGGCAAAGCAGGUUUGGUGAUGUCUGCCAUCACUGUAAUCAUUUUGGUACUAUAUUUUGCCAUUGACACCUUUGUGGUGAAAAAGAAACAGUGGUUACCUGAGUGCACUCCUGUCUAUGUUCAGUAUUUUGUUAAAUUCUUCAUUAUUGGUGUUACUGUACUUGUGGUUGCUGUCCCUGAGGGUCUUCCACUUGCUGUCACUAUUUCUUUGGCUUAUUCUGUAAAGAAAAUGAUGAAAGAUAACAAUCUGGUCCGCCACUUAGAUGCCUGUGAAACUAUGGGUAAUGCCACAGCCAUAUGCUCUGACAAAACAGGGACGCUAACAACCAACCGGAUGACAGUCGUCCAAGCCUAUAUUGGUGAUGUGCACUACAAAGAGAUCCCUGACCCUGAUUCUGUACCUGCUAAGACCCUCGAAUUGCUGGUUAAUGCAAUUGCUAUCAACAGUGCUUACACUACAAAAAUUCUGCCACCAGAAAAAGAGGGCGGCCUGCCUCGGCAGGUGGGCAAUAAGACGGAAUGCGGCCUCCUGGGCUUUGUCCUGGAUUUGAAGCAGGAUUAUGAGCCUGUUCGGAACCUCAUCCCCGAGGAGAAACUUUAUAAAGUGUACACGUUCAACUCUGUGAGAAAGUCAAUGAGUACUGUCAUUAAAAUGCCAGAUGGUAGUUUCCGAAUGUACAGCAAAGGAGCUUCGGAAAUCGUUCUGAAGAAAUGUUCCAGGAUCCUUAAUGCAGCUGGUGAACCUCGUAUCUUCAGGCCACGUGACCGGGAUGAAAUGGUCAAGAAAGUGAUUGAACCAAUGGCCUGUGAUGGACUGAGAACUAUCUGUGUUGCCUUCCGAGACUUCAACAGCAGCCCAGAACCUGACUGGGACAAUGAAAAUGACAUUUUAUCUGAUCUGACUUGCAUUUGUGUUGUUGGCAUUGAAGAUCCAGUAAGACCAGAGGUCCCAGAAGCCAUAAGAAAGUGCCAGCGAGCUGGAAUUACAGUCCGCAUGGUCACUGGAGACAAUAUCAACACAGCACGUGCCAUUGCCAUAAAAUGUGGAAUCAUUCAUCCAGGAGAAGACUUUCUUUGCCUUGAAGGGAAGGAGUUUAACAGAAGGAUCCGAAAUGAGAAGGGAGAGAUUGAGCAAGAGCGGAUUGACAAAAUCUGGCCAAAGCUUCGAGUACUUGCUCGGUCAUCUCCCACCGACAAACAUACUUUGGUCAAAGGUAUUAUUGACAGCACACAGGUGGAGCAGAGGCAGGUUGUAGCUGUGACUGGUGAUGGAACCAAUGAUGGACCAGCACUUAAGAAAGCUGAUGUUGGCUUUGCAAUGGGUAUUGCUGGAACAGAUGUUGCAAAGGAGGCCUCAGAUAUCAUCCUAACAGAUGACAAUUUCAGUAGCAUUGUGAAGGCUGUAAUGUGGGGACGUAAUGUGUAUGAUAGUAUCUCCAAAUUCCUGCAGUUCCAGCUCACUGUUAACAUUGUGGCUGUGAUAGUGGCUUUCACUGGAGCAUGCAUUACCCAGGACUCUCCUCUAAAAGCUGUACAGAUGCUGUGGGUCAAUCUAAUUAUGGACACUUUUGCCUCACUUGCUCUGGCCACUGAACCUCCAACAGAAGCUCUAUUGCUAAGAAAGCCAUAUGGCAGGAACAAACCUCUUAUAUCCCGUACCAUGAUGAAGAACAUUCUGGGCCAUGCUGUCUACCAGCUUACUCUAAUAUUUACACUUCUUUUUGUUGGUGAGAAAAUGUUUAAGAUUGACAGUGGGAGGAAUGCACCGCUCCACUCUCCUCCUUCAGAGCACUACACCAUUAUCUUCAACACUUUUGUCAUGAUGCAGCUUUUCAAUGAAAUCAACGCACGCAAAAUCCAUGGAGAGAGAAAUGUUUUUGAUGGCAUCUUCAGAAAUCCUAUUUUUUGCACUAUUGUACUGGGUACAUUUGCUAUUCAGAUAGUAAUUGUCCAGUUUGGAGGAAAACCAUUUAGCUGUUCUCCCCUGCAGCUUGACCAGUGGAUGUGGUGUGUAUUUAUUGGAUUAGGAGAACUUGUAUGGGGUCAGGUCAUUGCAACCAUCCCAACAAGUAGGCUAAAGUUUUUAAAGGAGGCAGGGCGGCUCACUGAGAAGGAAGAGGUUCCUGAAGAAGAACUCAAUGAAGAUGUUGAAGAAAUUGAUCAUGCAGAGAGAGAACUUCGACGUGGACAAAUUCUCUGGUUCAGAGGGCUUAACAGAAUCCAAACCCAGAUCGAAGUAGUCAAUACUUUCAAGAGUGGCACUUCCUUUCAGGGGGCUCUAAGGAGACAGUCCUCCGUCACAAGCCAGACCCAGGAUGUAACCAAUAUUUCUAGCCCUAGUCACGUAUCGUUAUCCAAUGCUCUUUCCUCUCCUACCAGCACAUCUGCUGCUGCGGCUGGGCAUCCGCGUCGUGAAGGCAUUCCGUAGCUCUCUCUAUGAAGGUUUAGAAAAACCAGAAUCUAGAACCUCUAUUCACAACUUUAUGACUCAUCCUGAGUUUAGGAUAGAAGAUUCCCAGCCCCACAUCCCACUCAUUGAUGACACAGACCUAGAAGAAGACCCUGCUCUCAAGAAAAACUCAAGUCCACCGUCUUCGCUCAACAAGAACAACAGUGCUAUCGACAGUGGAAUAAAUCUUACAACUGACACAAGUAAAUCAGCUACCUCUUCUAGUCCAGGAAGCCCAAUACAUAGCCUGGAGACAUCACUUUAGCUGAAAAGGUCACUGCAAAAAAAAAAAAAAAUAAAGUAAAAUAAAAUAAAAUAAACAACCACAGCAACCGAAAUCUAUAAAUAUAUAUAUUAAAAAACAUUGCUGGCUGAAAAGCUGUUUGAACUCUUAUUCACUCUGAGACAAGUGAAUGAAUUGUUAAUCACAAUGGUUUUGGGGAAGGAAUGAAUGGCUGAUUUACAUACCCCCCCUCUUGUUCCCUUUCAGAAAACAAAACAAAACAAAAAAAUCCUGCAUGAAUGUACUGUACACUUCUGGCCCUUCUUUUUUUCUUUUUCUUUCUUUUUUUUCUUUUUCUUUUUCUUUUUUCCUCCUUAAGCAGGAACUGCAGAGGACUUCUUUCUGCGGCUAUUUAUCCAAUUCACUGGUCUGUGAGUUUUUUGAAAUGCUUGUGUGGCAUGGACUCAAUUGUAUAGAUUAAUUUAAAGAACUUUUUUGAAGUUGCAAAGCUUAACUUGCACAGUAGAUUUGCACCAGUUGGACAGAGGAACUUAAACAUUUAUGAGACUAUAUAUAGAGAUAUAUACAUAUAAGUAUAUACAUAAUUAAUUAUAUAUAUGUAUAUAUCUAUAUAUAUAUAUACAGUUAUAUAUAUAUAAAGUUUCUUUGUUGGCAUGUUGCCUUGUUUCUGCUCAAAUUGCUCUGACUAUUUUAACUUAUUUAUGUCCUAAAAAAGAAUGUAAUUUGUUUACAAACCUGUAGAUAAUAUCCUUAACUAUUUGUAGGGUUAAGAAAGCACUUCCUGCCGAAGUAGUAUAAAAAUGGCUCAGCUCAGCUCAUUGAAACGUCUGUAAUAUCGCACCCUGGAUAUUUUAUUGCAACUGCGUUCUGAUUUCUGCCUGUUUUGUUGUUGUUGUUGUUUUGGGUUUUUUCUUUUUUUUUCUUUUUUUUUUUCUUUUUUUCUUUUUUUUUUUUUUUUGUUAAAUAUUGUAGAUAUUGCAAGUAAAUAACGAAAGAAGCCAAAAUAUUAUAAGACAUUGGAUGUAGCAUUGUGAUCCUAUAUACAGGGAGGUAAAACAGGCUUCCUUUGUUUCAAAUAAAAAUCAGAAUGAUCAGGUUCUCUCUUUUUUUUUUUUCCCUCUGAUAACCUGCUUGAAUUUGUUUUGGUGCAACGUUUGAGAAUGGAGGCUAUUUCAUUCUUUAAGCAUAUGGCAAUGGCUUCCAAAAAAUAUUUUUAGACAGAUAAUAUGUGAAACUGAGUUGAGUUUAUAAAUAACAGAUUUAAAAUAAGUUAUAUUUGGUUUGUCUAUAUGGAGAUCAAACUACUGUUUAAAUAUUGUGACAUAUUGUGUUAAUCCUUUUCAGUUAGUGAUAUAGGCAUUUAUUUCCGUAUUACUUACGAAGUACGGGCUGUUGGCAUUUUGGAUGAAAAUCACUGUAGGUUGUUGCUUUGAUUUUUUUUUUUUUUAAGGAAAAUAUCAUUUCUGCACUAUUAGGUCUGAAUGAAACGAUAUUAAUUGUAUACUGAGAUAUUCUUUGUGUGAUUUUUUUUUUUUACCAAGCUUGUCUUCCUGUAGUCACAAAGUAUACUGUAACACAGUACAUUGUUUUACCUUGAGCUUUCUACAAAGAAAGCAACUUUGAAAACCUGCAGUAAGGAGGGUGAAAAUUCUUUUUCAAGAUGGUAACAGCCCUAAUAACUUAAAAUUUAUGAGCUUAUAUAAUUGCUACGUCAACCACUUGAAUGCUAAGCACUUUGUGGAUCACAGAUUUUUCAUAAAUAAUUUUUGUAUUUAAUAUAAAGUUUGCUUGGAGACUUUUCAGCAUAUAAUCUUUUCCAUAACUGUACAGUGCAAAAGAUAUUUUGAAUUACACCACUGAUUAUGCCAGAUGUGUUGAAAAACACUCUCAAACUAGCUUGACAAAUUGAUUUGUUAAGGUAUUACUGGUUGUCUUAAGGUUGGCUAAUAACAUGGUGCAUCUCUGCAGUCACAAGAACUAAACCAAGCCAGAACUCUUCUAAACAGGAUUAGACUCAUGGCCAAACUGCAGACUGAACUGACUAAAACGUUUUCAGGGUGCAUCAAGACUAUUCAGCCAGGUAAAGCUCAAAUCAGCUUGAAUUGCCAGCUUCCGGACUCUUGUGUAGAAGCUUGAAUGUUUUUGGCUCAAAUUCGUAGUUUGCUAUCUGAUCCAAACCUUUCAUUCAACAACAGAACAGGUCGUGGGAGGUGUAUACAACUGUUUCCAGCAGAUAGUGUUACCCGUUUCUUAACAGUAAAAGCUAGCAUGGAAGCAUUAUUAUUUUAGCUAAUUCCUAGCAACAAAGUGAUUGAAACUCAGUCAGGAUUGUUCUUCGCUUUGUAAAUACGGUGACUAACCUUUGUAUAACAUGUAUUGGGUUUCUAUGGCCUAUUUGGGAUAUCAUAUUCAGAAGAAAAAGUGUUAUCUAUUUACAGGGAAGCCUCUAGCUUUGGACUUGAACACCUACAAAAGUUAUUAACACUGGAACAAUUUGUUUUCAGCAUCUUAACACUGACUGUUUGCCUUUUUAUUUUCAAACUUCAUAUUUUUUCUUGGUUUCAUUUUUUUUUAACUUUUCCUGUAGGAGUAUCCCUCCCUAAGGUACCAUUUGCAGACUUGAAAACUGUUAAGAAAAUGAACACUACAUUCUUGUAUAUAUAGUAAAACAUAUAUAAACUGAGAUGCAUAGAUAACUUGGGCUUUUGUGAGCAGAGACUGUGCUUUAUGUAUAUGAUAAAUGAUAGAUUUUUUUUAAAGCAGAAUAGCUAUGACCUUUCAACUACAAGUCGUGCAUCACAAUUCCUUUCUUUUAUUGCUUGACCUCUCUGUGAUGGGAACAAUGGAUCAAAAACCAAAAUGAUCAGUUUGUUAAAUUCCCUGCAAUAUAUAAAUGCUCGCUCUCGACGUACUGUACUUAGCAGCAUGAGAUUUGUGGACAACAAUACAGUGGUACAUUGGCAAUCCAUCCCACUAGGGGUUAUUAAUAUAUGUUCAUUCAUCUGUUUUUAUGAAUUUUUUUAUCUAGACAAUAAUUGUAAAUAAAGAACUUACUCUGUCUGUUCAUUUAAUACUAUGCAAAAGGUUAUGCUUUCUAUUGUUAUUCUUAUUCCUACAGUGUGAUGCUGGAAUGUUUGUGGUUUCAAAACAAAAAAAAACCAACAAAAAAAAAAAAGACAAAAGUAAGUAAAAUAUGUGAUGUAAAUUAUUUUAUAGUUUGAAACAAAAUGAUAAAGUUUUACUCUUGCUGCUUACUGUCUAAUAGAUCUCUCUUGGCAGGAGCACAAGUGGAAAAUUUAAAGAAAUAAAUUCACAAAGCAGCAUGAACAAUAA
Messenger RNA from Gallus gallus (chicken), 7802 nucleotides. RefSeq names its product ATPase plasma membrane Ca2+ transporting 2 (gene ATP2B2). The record is from RefSeq and is a predicted model, not a curated record. The coding region runs from base 581 to 4204 and encodes 1207 amino acids. NCBI's taxonomy places the organism in Eukaryota, Metazoa, Chordata, Aves, Galliformes, Phasianidae. Gene Ontology annotation, cellular component: intracellular membrane-bounded organelle; postsynaptic density membrane. The transcript is spliced from 25 exons. Gene Ontology annotation, biological process: regulation of cytosolic calcium ion concentration; calcium ion transmembrane transport. Gene Ontology annotation, molecular function: ATP binding; PDZ domain binding; ATP hydrolysis activity.